UCCAAUUUCUUAUACUCCAUAUAAAGAUGCAGAUGCAACUCUUAACAGACAAACCUGUUUCAUUUGAAAGUAAUUUUACAAAUACAAGGGCAUUUACAAUGGAAUCCUGGUUUUGUGGCUUCUUGUAAAGCUGUAGCAAAACUGUUGUUUGCUUCACUGGAGUGCACCUUUCACUGUAGAUUCCUGUAGCUGUGGCUCUCUGUAGAUCCAUGUAUUGGCCACACCCAUGUGUCCUGCUGGCCAAGACCACCCUGCUGAGGAGAAAUUCCUCUGUUUACUUGCAUGUGCUUUAUUUACACCCCCCAGCCAGCAGCGGGCCACAGCUUUCGGUCAUGCAAUACCCUGAAGAUGCCAGCGUGCUCCUCAACUCCACGGUGUGGAUGCUGUGUGUGUUUGAGUACCCCAGCGAGGAGAACGAGGAGCCAGUGGUGUACUGGAGGAAAGGUCCUGACUGCCACAACCAGCAGAGUCUCCAGUCGAGCCCCAGCACAGCCAGGCCACAGGUGCAGAUAACAAAAAACAUCCUCAGGGGAUUCUCCAUCUUAAAACUGAGCAACGUUGACCAGAACGCCAGUAACUCCUACUUCUGUGAUGUGAUGCUAACAGAGAAAAUACAGGGCAAAUGUGGAAAUGGCACCAAACUGACUGUGCAUGAUUUAAAAUGCAAAGACUGUACAACAACAGAUAAGAUCUGGUGGGGUUGGUUCCUUCUUCUUGGAUAUACCAUCUUUGUCACCACAGUUGUCAUAGCUUUUGGUAUUCACCAGUGCCAUACAAAGUGCAAGAAUAAGCUGAGAAACAAAGAUAUCAGCACUACCAUGCAAAGUGAAUGGAUCUAUCAUCAGCCAUCAAGAUUAGUUAAUAAUGGGUUUAGUCAAGAAUAUGAAGAUAUGUCAGUAAUAAGAACUCUAUGUGAUACUGGAAGGGAGAUGAUAUGAAAAAGAAAGUGUGUGCAGUUGUAACCGAGAUACGAGCAUGUGUGAUGCUACUUCCAUCAAGGUAGAAAAGAAACAUAAAUGAAAACCUCUCCAUUAACCUAGAAGGCUUUUUGUUCAUGUAUUUAUUUCAAGUUAAAGAAAUUUUUACUCCUCACAGCUACAAAUGAAAUAAGAAUUAAUAUAUGUAACCAUCAUCAAAAUACUGUGAAAGCUAAAGGUAUUCAAACUUCUUUUCAAUGCAGACAUAUCUGACCCACGUAUGUUGUUUUUUUUUCUACUUCAAACAAAAGCACAGUUACAAUUUUGUUUUUACCCAGCUCAAGGCAGCUUCUUUGCUUUAAAAAUGCAAUUCUGUAAAAUGGUAUCUGUUCACUGUAAUGACAGAUUGUUAGAGAGGAAUGCCUCACAAGCUCCCAGGGCACUGUCUGGCAUUAUUUCUAACUCCUUUCAUAUUCCCCACAUUACAAAUCCCUGCAAUUCCUUCUACUCUUAGCUAUUUAGCUAGCUUUGCCAUCUUGUAAUGCACAUUUUCAUUCCAAAUUAAAAUACCUAAUGUUGUUUUAAAAGUCAUAGCUUGUAUGUUUUUUAAAGAAAUAUUAAUUACCAAAAUAAUCUUGACAGGUAGGCUACAUGGUCUACUGCUGUAGGGCUUACUGCCAUAUCUGGGACUGUCACAGAAUGUAUUUGAAUUAAAAAUGUGUAUGUUAAACUUAUCCUAUAGUGCUUAGAAUACUUGCGGAAUCUAAGGAAAUGAUACAACUAAGAUGCAUAGAAAGAGAUUAUCAUAAUUUGCGUAGUACUAGAGGAAAUGCAGUCUUGGCAUAGUUAAGUAUGUGUGACUUGAAGGAAAUGAAUUAUUUUCACAGUCAAAUACUGCAAGCUGAAUACUGUAUUUCAAAAUUGCUUGCAAUUGUAAAUACGUGAAAGGAAACUUCAUAGAAUAAAAUGAGAGGUUACCACCUUAUGCUUUAAUGGUGCUGUAAGAACUGAUACACAUUGCUCCCUGGAUUCAGCUUCAUCACUAGCCUUAUUUUCUGAAAUUCCUCCUUUCUGUAACAGUAAAUACGCCACAUAAUUUUAAGAAAUUUAUCUGUGCAUUUGUUUCCUUUUGGUAAAAGGGCACACUUAGACAAAGUGAGAUUUGACUUUCAGAGGGAUCAACUGCAAGCAUUCAGAUAGGGAAGAACAGUCAUGAAGUACCUUUUUAAAAAUUAUUAUUGCUAUUCUUUGGACAUUGGGAAGUAAAAAAUGGUUUUUCCUCCUCCUCUAUCUAAACUAGGAACUGACUGCAUUUGCAGUCAUACAUAUUCAGGCUUCCAGAGUCAGGAAACUGAAUUUUAAUUGUGGAUGUAAAUAUGUAGUUCAUUUCUUUCCAGCUAAACUUAUCUCUUCAGAAGCACUUCAGAUGCCCUAUUUUGAAACUCUUUUACAAAUGAAAUCCUUAUUGCAUAUAAAAGACAUGCCUAACUUUUAAUUUUAAAGGUAAAAUUAUAAAUUGGGUUAAAUGUUUGGGGUUUAAAUACACUGAAUGUUUAUAUAUUUAACAUAGAGCUUUAAGGGCAGAUAUAGCCAUUCCAUCAUUUUAGAUGUGAGGUAUGAAGUCUGUCUGAGCCACACAUGCAGUUCUCUGAAGAAAAGAACUGAAGGCAACAGUCAGGGAACCAAAGUCAACUGCAAGUAUGCAAAGCACAAAGAGGUCAAUGCAAAGCCUUUCAUUGUGAAAAGUGAAAAACCGACAAGAGUUCGUACGUAAUCUGGCACACAUCUAGAAGGUGCAUUUAAAAAGCCUCUAAUUCAGAUAACUCAUAUACCUAAAUUGGGCUCUUUUGCUUACACUUGAUAAUGCUGCCUCCAUUUCUGAUCAAAUGAAGGCCCUUCAAAUGAAGGUCAGUGUGAUUUCUGCAGUUUUUCACAUGCUUCUCAGAAACAGCUGAAAGUUGCUCUGAAAGAAGUUGGACAUAAACUUCCACUCCGAAAGGUUAAAAAUACAGCAAAUUCUGGGGAACUGAAAAAACGUUAUAUGUAUAUGUUCUAUCAUCUGACACCAACAGCAAAAACACCACUUGUUAUGUUCCAGUCAGCAACAUGGUGGAUUUUAUGGAAGCCUACCACAGAAUGAAACAUCAGGAUCGAAUUCAGAAUGAGUUUAGAACACAAAUUCUUAAUAUUAAAAGUAUGAAAUAUCCUUUUUUUUUUGAUUUAUGCUUUUUUAAAAAGUGCAUAUUGUAGUGUUAAGAACAUUAUUAUUUAUAUGAAAUAUAAAUGGACUGCAGUAAGUCAAAGAAUCACAAAACCACUGGUUAGAGGGGACCUCUGAAGAUCAUACAUUCCAACACCCCUACUCAAGACAGAAAAGGUUGGCCAAGACCUUGUCCAGAGGGCUUUUGAGUAUCUCCAAGGAAGGAGACUUUCCUGAUAUUCUGAUGGACCCUUUUGUGUUUCUUGUUGCCUCUGAUCCUGUCCCUGGGCACCACUGAACAGAGCCUGGCUCUGCCAUCCACAGGUACUUAUACUAAUUGACAAGAUUCCCGAUCCUUUCUCCAGGAUGCACAAUCACAGCUUUCCCUGGCUCUUUAGUCCUUAAUCAUCUUCAUGGGCUUGCAGAUGAUUCACUCCUAUCCUGAGGAACCCAGAACUGGAGAAUGCAUUCCAGAUCUGGUCCAGCAUCUUCCAAGUACACGGGAAGGACCCUCAUCCUUGUACUGCUGGCAAUGCUCUGCCUGACGCAGGGCAGGAUGCUGUUGGAUCCUUUGCCAUCAAAGUAUAUUGCUGGCUCAUGGUCUUUUUGCAGUCUCUCAGUACCCCUUAGGGUACAUCCGUGCAAAGCAGAUGCAGAAACUUGCCCAUUUCUCUGACAAACCUAAGAGAUACUCUUCAGUCCAAUUCUGCAGCCUGCCCAGACCUCUCUGGACCAUGAGUAUAUCUUCAGUUACAAAUUACUUAAAACAAGUAGCUCAAGUUCAUGACCCAGUAUCUGAACCAUGGAGUGAGUCUCAGCCCUCCAAACACUGGAGGAGACAGAAUUCCUGAUAAUUUUAGUAGGACUCAAGUUUACCUUCAAAUCACUUAAAUAUAUUCUCUGAUAGGAAACAUGCAGAUAAGCUAAAGGAAAACAGUGAUUGAAACAGUAACUUCCAAAGACUUUGUCUGGUAUUAAGGAUUAUUCAACACACCCUCAGCUAGACAUUAACAGUAAUUACCAAUUUCAAGAUGCUUCUGUGGAAAACUGGACAGAAAACACUUCAUUGGAGUCCAGAAAAUAUUAUUAUUAUGAUAUUAUAUAUAAUAGUGGCAUGCAUGGCAUGCAUGCCAUAGAGUUUCCCUAGAGAAAUGAAAGAAAAUAGAAAAUGGAAAAAAGGAUUGAAAUUAACAUUAAGAGUGAGAUAGGAGAAAUAACAAGUAUUGAUAUGCAUAUGGAAAACUGCUCUUAAGAAAUAAAAUACCUGUCCAGGCAUCAUAUAUCCAUGGUUGUACCUGCAUCUGGAUGAUGAGCAUUACCCCUUGGCUUAGUACUCCCAGCCAAUUAUUAUUUUUAUUAACUAAUAAGGUGGUUAUAGUGAUCUUCAUUUCCAAUCUCUACACAUCAACAAAGGCGACCAAAGUUUUCAAGGUCAGAGUAGAGUCCAGAGUCUUUUAGGAAAACAGAGGUCUUAGAAAAUAUAGAAGCAUUGCAUUUUUGAAAUACAGAAAAUGAUGAAAUCCAAGAAUAAAACACUUUCUUAGGAUGUGUAUGUCCUACCUGUUUAAACACAUUUCAGAAUAUACACAAAAAUCUACCUUAGCAUAUCCCUAGCAUUAUCUGAAGAAAUAUCAGCACAGAUUUGAACAUGUACAUUGUAAUAAAAAGUAUUUUCAUUCUCAUGAGAAAAUAUUACUUUAGCCUGUCUCAUCUUCUAGAUUUGUCUCAUCUUCUGUGCUUGUACUACUGAUUUUCAAAAGAAUUCACAAAAUCUGAAUCAAAAAAACCAAACAACCCAAAACAAUGGUUUCCCAAACAACACAGCCAGCAGAACUACGAAGGUUUCAGCAAAAAUGGAACCUUCCAUUUAAAUUAUUAAGUAUUGUAUGCAAUCAUCUUCAUUGCAACACUUACCAACAUCAUCAUGGCACAAAGUCAGUAUGGAUUUUUUGCACAUUUCAUCUUCUUCAGUUCUUUAGGGUGUUAGUAAUGGUUUUUUUUAAAUAGUUAUGCAGCCUAUUUGUGUAGCAAGUCCAUCAGAAGACAAAAUUCUGUUGAGUGUACGUUUCGCCUUCAGCCACACAAGGACUACACCCAAAAAACAACUCAAAGAAGAGAAGCAACAGAAUCUAUCUAGGAAGUAUUCUUGAAAUUAAAAAGCCAGUUAUUUCAUUGGGGUUUCUUUUGACAAAGAGGUCACUAACUGAUUUUCAACUCCACUUAUUUAGGACCUGGUAAAGAGGACUCCCUAAUCUUAAGCAUUUGUGAGAAUAAGGUGGCAAGGAUCCUUUUUCAGCACAUCUGGUUUAUGAUAUUCUAACAGAAAAUUCCAGAUAUUACUCAGGAUAGUUAGCUAGGAAAGGUCUGUAUCAACUGAAAAACUUGUAAAGUGGUAAAAACCCCCUGAACUUCCUCCAUUGAAAGAGGACCAUAUUCAUUCCCUGAAGAAUACAACUAUUGUAAAUAGAAAACAAAAUCUAAGAGGCUCUGAUCUUGUUAGAUUUCUCAGUUUCUCUGAGUGAAAAUGAGCUGUUUCAAGAUUUCACCAGAAUUCCAGGACAGUUAUUACCAUUGAAUCAGAGACUUUGACCACAGCAGAUCAGCAUGAAAGGAGAGUGUUUUUAUAGCAUUAUCUACUACUGCAAUUCAUGCUGGAAGCUAUCCUCUGUACAAGUGAGAAUGCAAGUGGGCGAGGUACAGGUUACAAAGGUAACUUUCAGUUUUACAUGCAAAAAUGCUAUCCUAAGGUGCCAAAGUCAUGCAAGCUAUCCUGCAUAUCACAAUCACUAUAUACAGAACCUCACAAAUUUAGAAACAAAUGCUGAUCUAAAAUGAAUGUAAAGUACUUCACAUCAGUCUUUUUUAUUUCUUUCAUUAUCAAAAGGAGUAAUAAAAUAAUUAAAUCCCUGCACAUGAUUCCUAACUACAU
Motacilla alba alba is the source of this 6046-nucleotide messenger RNA. RefSeq lists its product as uncharacterized. Bases 210 to 938 code for a protein of 242 amino acids. Lineage: Eukaryota; Metazoa; Chordata; Aves; Passeriformes; Motacillidae. The record is from RefSeq and is a predicted model, not a curated record. The transcript has 3 exons.